AAAUCGAGUGCGUGGUCCCGGCCGAUCUUAUCAGUGAAAAACAUUGGUCCCUCCCGAAUCCCGAAAAGCUCGUUAUUAAGAUCUUACAGAAUAGAGUCCGAGAGUCUUUGGAGAAGUUCCGAGAGAUCAAGACAAGAGAAGAAUGCGUUUUAAGAUCAUCAUCGGUUAAAAGAAUGCGCGGUCACGCUAAAUAAUCCGAUCGGUAAAGUUAACUAGACGCGCAAUUCGAGACGAAGGAUCCACGAUCCCGUUACAUCCCGGCCAUCCUGCAACCCGGUUGAAGGAAGUGCUGCGGGUGAGCCGGUGGGCUAACGGUGAUGGCAUGAGGACAUUAGUAAAGACGCGUAGCGGGUCCAGCGAGGAGGAGGAUGAGGAUGGUGGUGGGCGUGAUGGUCCUUGGUCAGCUACUGACGAGGAUCUUGCUCGCGGCCCACGCAGGAGAUCGCCUCGCGGCAGCUCGAAGAAUUCUAAGGGACGUGCCACUGAUAGAUGGGCACAACGACCUACCCUGGAACAUACGGAAGUUCCUGAAGAACCAGCUGAGGGAGUUCAGAUUUGAUGACCUAAGUGGCAUUCAUCCCUGGUCACGGAGCGCUUGGAGCCACACGGAUCUCAAGAGGUUGAAACAGGGCAUGGUCGCUGCGCAGUUCUGGUCCGCGUAUGUGCCCUGCUCGUCGCAGCAUCUCGACUCGGUGCAGCUGGCCCUGGAACAGAUUGAUCUCAUUCGACGACUGGUCAACAAGCACUCGGACAGUAUGGUCCUCGUUACCACGGCGGAAGGUAUCGAGAGGGCGCACAAAGAGGCUAGAUUAGCGAGCCUGAUAGGGGUCGAGGGGGGCCACGCUGUCGGAGCGAGUCUGGCGGUCCUGAGGAUGCUGUACGAGCUGGGCGCCAGGUAUCUCACCCUCACGCACACGUGCAACACGCCUUGGGCAGACUGCAGCACGGCGGACGAACCCGGUCAAGUGCCUCAAAUCGGUGGUCUCUCGAAUUUCGGCAAGAGUGUCGUGCUGGAGAUGAAUCGACUUGGGAUGAUGGUGGACCUAUCUCAUGUCUCGGUGCCCACGAUGCUUGCCGCCAUGACGACGUCGAGGGCGCCCGUGAUUUUCAGUCACAGCAGCGCUCACGCUCUUUGCAACUCCUCGCGAAAUGUGCCUGACCACGCGCUGCGACUUUUGGCGCAGACCGGUGGUAUAGUUAUGGUAUCCUUCUACCCCCAUUUUAUCAGCUGUGGCGAGAAAUCGACGCUCGAAGAUGUGGCAGCGCACAUCAAUCACGUGCGGAAGAUAGCCGGGGUGGAUCACGUCGGCAUCGGGGCUGGAUACGACGGGAUCAAUUUGACACCAACGGGUCUGGAGGACGUCAGCAAGUACCCGGAGCUCUUCGCGGAAUUGCUAGCGCGUGGAUGGUCGGAGAAAGACAUCCAGAAGUUGGCUGGUCUGAAUCUUAUACGGGUGUUCAAGGCGGUGGAACAGAUUCGCGACAACCUGGCCGCGGAGGGUAUGGAGCCGCUGGAGGAGGAGAUCCCGCAGGAGGAUAUAAUCGGCCGCGAUUACUGCCGUUACAACAUAAAGCGUCUGAUGGCGCCUUAAACUGUCGGAAUCCUCCUGGCGAACGCCGCGCAACGUAACCCGCAAACGGCCGAGUGAUCGAAACGGAGAGAUAAAUCCUGGGAGAGAAAGAGAGAGAGAGAGAAGGGGGGGGCAAAUAGAAGGACAGAGAACGGAAGGCAAAGGUUCACUGCCCCAGCGGGAGUAAAACUCACCCUUUACAACUUUACCCCCAAGUUCGCGAACCCGCGUCUCGCCCAGAGACGACACGUAGAUAUGCACACGUUCUCCUCCUCUCUCUCUCUCUCUCUCUCUCUCUCUCUUUCGAUCCCUCUCGACGUUACCCAUGCUUCUCAUCUUUGUACGUAAGUAGGUAGAUAAACUCGAUUUCCGCCGGAGCCACGAGAUGCGAGCGUUCGCGAAGGAUAUCGGGGCGGUCAGUGGAACGUCGGUGCCGCGACUAAAGGCACGACGCCGUGAAUAAAAAUUGCAGUUGGGUCGACCAGGCGCGUUAUUCCUGGAGACGAAGUAACGUCUGACUCGCUCGUUUCACCUCCCGUCGCUUUUAGCUCCCGUCGCUCGACCCGCCUGACGCGAGUGAAAUUAUAAUUGUCUCAGCGUAUCUGUUGCAUGUAAUAUGUGUAUGCGUAAUCUAUGUUUAUAUAUUAUACGCGAGCUUCUCUUAUUGCGCGUUAUUACCGUCGCCGCGGCGAUAUUCCGGACGACGACGCUCCGCGACAAAUGUUCCGACAGCCUGACGUCUCUCGGGGGGGGGGGGAGGAAAAUUGCAGCAGCUGAUUGAUCAAUUGUGCCUAAUCGCUUCUACGUCUGCGCAGAGACUGGGGAAUGCCAUUGAGGAAAUUUGAUUUGAACCCGACCGACUUUGCCUCGCGUUUGAAAAGAUAUCGUCGUAUUUAUUAACCGUGUCCGCAGUCUAAUCGAUAAUAAGCAAUAAUAACGGUGCGUCGUGUAUUAAUGAAGCGAUGGCCCAUUAAUUCGAAACUACCCGCGAGUAGUGCUAUUGUAGUGCUAUUGAUUACUCGAACGGGCUAUUGGCGAGGCCAUUGUACAAUUUAAUUACUUACCCCUAGAAGCAAAAUCAAAUGUGUGCUGUAUGAUGAAAUGCAUGCAGAAUUACGCUAAGUGCGCUCGAUAACACCAACGUGCAAGCUUUACAGUAACUCAAAUUGCUGUUCUUGUCCAUCGUAAUCGCUCGCCUGCUCAUUUAAAUUAUUUAAUUUAAUGCCUAUUUGCGUCAAAGAGCAAACGCCCCCGGUCCGCUACAGUCGGAAUUCAACUUUGGACAAAUUUUCGCAAAUAAGAGUGCAGGAUUUUGCGCGUAAAACGAUUGAAAACCACCAUGGUAUCCAAUUACAGUGCUGCGGUACUGAUACGUACACUCGUCAUGCGAUAGUCAAGCGAGAAAGCGUGUCUCGCGUGCCCCGCUGGUAAAAGAGAGCCGAUUGGCUGUUAGUCGAGCUGUUAAUGCGGCUGGGAAAUGACUAAAAGCGACGGGCGAAACGUUCGAAAUUGGCGCGAUAACGAGGCGGAAACGUACACCUUAUCACUGCGAUACGAAGACCAACGCGUUUGUAUAAACGUUUAACAAUUUAGCCACGGGCAUACUCGAUGUUAAAAAUUUGUACUCAGCGAUUUCCUCGUCGAAGCCGGAACCAAGAAAAAAAAACACUGUCCUAGUCAAUAAUUAUGCUACGUAUACAUCACGACCGAUUACUUACGACGAAACCGUACAGUUUUGUCGAUUAUUCGAGUGCGAGUGGACGACCGUUGAGAAUGUAAAAUCGUGUACGAGAGAGAGAGAGAGAUACGAGUGCUUUGCGUGCGUGUGUGAACCUGUACAUAUGGUACCUGAAGUCGAAAAACAUAUUAUUCCUCCAGCACGUCAAGCCGGCCAUGUUGGAUCGGAGAACCAGGUCACCGAGUGUCCUCGAUCCUUUUUAAUCUAGACGCAAAGAGCGCGCGCCAAGUCGAUGGGUAGCUAAAAAUUUACGUGUCUCGAUUGUAACUGUCUGUUUUUUUUUUCCAUUUUACUCUCCAAACCCGACCUCUCGACCUCGCCGGCCGCGAUUCCAGAUGGUGGGCUUGACCAAAUCGCGAUCAUCGGGGAGCCACGAGUUGGGGCUAAUCGCGGAAGCGACUCUGCAGCGGCGUCGACCAACGUCGGCGGGCACGUUGCUCGAUAAAAUGUAAUAAGCCUUUCCUACGAUUUUGCACGAUCGAAGUUGACGUCGCCGUAUAUCGCGCGUAUACGUCGGCGCGUGUCGCGAAUUGAACGAAUGAACUUUUUUAAUUCCUAUACCGCGGCCAAUACCGCACCGCCGUACGCGCGAUUUCCGACGAGUCGCAAGGUAUUUUUAUCUCGCGCCGCGGCUCUGCUCUCGCAUAAACUGUUUUGCACCAAAAUUUCAUCAUAGCGGAGAGCUCGGUGAUUACAUCGGAGCCUCGAAUGAACGCAUCGAUUUCCCUUGUGCCACGACGAUAUGGUCGUUAAUUCUCCAUUGCGUGGCAAAUUCUAUUUCGACGCGAAUCGUUUAACAAAAAAAAUAGCGAAAAAUGUGUCGGAAACGCAUUUGCGAGUUACGUUUUUAUCCGGAAUAGAGGACAGAAAUUUCAUUACGUUUUUACCGGGCGAUGUUACGCCCCGCAAAGGGCACGCGGAAAUGUUGAAAAUUUCAGAUUACGUCGUUUAUUUCUAUUGUUGAAGUGCAACACGAUACAAUCGAGAGUUGAUCGAGUCGGUCCCUCGCGCGGAACCUCGUUCGGCUAAUUUUAACGAUCAUUCUCACGCGAGCGGAACGGGAUCGACGGGACGCGAGUCUCGUAACUAAUAUCCUAUAAGGUUUCGAAAGUUACUGGUAUCUAAAAUAAAUCUCCACGGCAAAUCGGACGCCGUCGUUGCAAAA
Molecule: messenger RNA, 4474 nt
Organism: Vollenhovia emeryi
Lineage: Eukaryota; Metazoa; Arthropoda; Insecta; Hymenoptera; Formicidae
Product: dipeptidase 1
Exons: 10
Coding region: 369-1592 (407 amino acids)
Biological process (GO): proteolysis
Molecular function (GO): metallodipeptidase activity
Source: RefSeq, a predicted model, not a curated record